GCACCAGAGUGUAGUUCGGGAAAAGGGGAGGAGAUACCCCUUGGUGGUUAUAAUUAGUAUACAAUCAUAAAUAAACAGUCGCCAAGAGCAGCGAACCACACAGGUGGUUGGGAAGUCGCCGUCGGAGACGUCCCGGUGGCCGGCGGGGGCUCGGAGAGCGUGCGUGUGCCAGUUUUACCUGCUCCUGCUCACAAAGCGGCGUGCUGAGGGAGGACGCGGCUCUUUGAAUAGACAGGAUGCACGGACCGCCCUCCGGCGACAGCGCAUGCCCACUGCGCCUCAUCAAGAGAGUGCAGUUCGGCAUCAUCAGCCCGGACGAGCUCAAACGGAUGUCGGUGACAGAAGGGGGAAUCAAGUACCCUGAGACAACCGAAGGAGGUCGUCCCAAACUCGGUGGGCUGAUGGACCCGCGACAGGGGGUCAUCGAGAGGACAGGCAGGUGCCAAACAUGUGCAGGUAACAUGACGGAAUGUCCGGGUCACUUUGGGCACAUUGAGCUGGCAAAGCCUGUGUUCCAUGUGGGCUUCAUCAACAAGAUCAUGAAGAUUUUGCGCUGCGUUUGCUUCUUCUGCUCUAAGCUGUUGGUUGAUUCGAAUAACCCAAAGAUAAAGGACAUCUUGGCGAAGUCAAAGGGCCAGCCAAGGAAACGACUUACUCAUGUAUACGACCUGUGUAAAGGCAAAAAUAUCUGUGAGGGAGGGGAGGAGAUGGACAACAAGUUUGGCAUGGAGCAGGCUGAGACAGAGGAGGACAUCACAAAGGAGAAGGGCCAUGGUGGCUGUGGUCGCUACCAGCCCCUUAUCAGGCGUUCUGGUCUGGAGCUGUACGCAGAGUGGAAGCAUGUGAAUGAGGACUCCCAGGAAAAAAAGAUCUUGCUGAGUCCUGAGCGGGUGCACGAGAUCUUCAAGCGCAUCUCUGAUGAGGAGGACAUCAUCUUAGGAAUGGACCCCAAGUUUGCACGUCCAGAGUGGAUGAUCGUCACAGUGUUGCCUGUGCCACCUCUUGCUGUCCGACCUGCCGUGGUCAUGCAGGGCUCUGCUCGCAACCAGGAUGACCUGACGCACAAGCUGGCAGACAUUGUGAAGAUCAACAACCAGCUGCGGCGAAACGAGCAGAGUGGUGCCGCUGCACAUGUUAUUGCUGAGGACGUCAAGCUGCUGCAGUUUCAUGUGGCCACGAUGGUGGACAACGAGUUACCAGGCUUGCCCAGGGCCAUGCAGAAGUCGGGGCGCCCCCUCAAGUCCAUCAAGCAGCGUCUGAAGGGAAAAGAGGGACGUGUUCGAGGUAACCUGAUGGGGAAGCGUGUGGACUUCUCUGCCCGAACUGUCAUCACCCCCGACCCAAACUUGCAAAUCGACCAGGUGGGCGUGCCUCGGUCCAUCGCGGCAAAUAUGACCUUCCCAGAGAUUGUCACCCCAUUCAACAUUGACCGGCUACAGGAGCUGGUGCGGCGGGGAAACAGUCAGUACCCAGGGGCCAAGUACAUCAUCCGUGACAAUGGGGACCGCAUAGACUUGCGCUUCCACCCAAAACCGAGCGACUUGCACCUCCAAAUUGGCUAUAAGGUGGAACGCCAUAUGUGUGAUGGGGACAUCAUCAUCUUCAACAGACAGCCCACAUUGCAUAAAAUGUCUAUGAUGGGGCACAGGGUUCGAAUUUUACCCUGGUCCACAUUUCGACUCAAUCUCAGUGUCACUACUCCCUACAAUGCUGACUUUGAUGGGGAUGAGAUGAACCUCCACCUGCCACAGUCUCUUGAAACACGAGCCGAGAUUCAGGAGCUAGCCAUGGUGCCUCGAAUGAUCGUCACCCCCCAGUCCAACAGGCCUGUUAUGGGCAUCGUGCAGGACACCCUCACUGCUGUGCGCAAGUUCACAAAGAGGGAUGUCUUCCUUGAAAGGGGUGAGGUGAUGAACCUCCUCAUGUUCCUCUCCACGUGGGAUGGCAAGGUGCCUCAACCAGCCAUCCUGAAGCCGCGGCCUCUUUGGAGCGGAAAACAGGUCUUCAGCCUCAUCAUCCCGGGACACAUUAAUGCCAUCCGGACCCACAGCACCCACCCUGAUGAUGAGGACAGUGGCCCCUAUAAGCAUAUCUCUCCAGGAGACACCAAGGUGAUUGUGGAAAAUGGGGAGCUGAUCAUGGGCAUCCUCUGCAAGAAGUCCCUGGGUACCUCUGCUGGCUCUCUUGUUCACAUCUCCUAUCUGGAGAUGGGCCAUGAUGUUACUCGUCUCUUCUAUUCCAACAUUCAGACAGUGGUCAACAACUGGCUACUCAUUGAGGGUCACUCCAUUGGAAUUGGUGACUCCAUUGCUGAUGCUAAGACUUACCUGGACAUUCAGAAUACCAUCAAGAAGGCCAAACAGGAUGUGAUAGAAGUCAUUGAGAAAGCCCACAACAAUGAGCUGGAGCCCACACCUGGCAACACUCUGAGGCAGACCUUUGAGAACCAGGUCAACCGUAUCCUUAAUGAUGCUCGAGACAAGACUGGCUCCUCUGCCCAGAAGUCUCUGUCUGAGUACAACAACUUCAAGUCUAUGGUGGUAGCUGGGUCCAAAGGGUCCAAAAUCAACAUCUCACAGGUUAUUGCAGUGGUGGGACAGCAGAAUGUGGAGGGCAAACGUAUCCCCUUUGGCUUCAAGCACCGCACGCUACCCCACUUCAUCAAGGAUGACUAUGGGCCUGAGAGCCGAGGCUUUGUGGAGAACUCAUACCUGGCUGGCCUCACACCUACAGAAUUCUUUUUCCACGCCAUGGGUGGACGAGAGGGUCUCAUUGACACAGCUGUGAAAACUGCUGAGACUGGUUACAUCCAGCGACGACUCAUCAAGUCCAUGGAGUCUGUGAUGGUGAAGUAUGAUGCCACAGUGCGAAACUCCAUCAACCAGGUGGUGCAGCUGCGUUAUGGCGAGGAUGGGCUGGCAGGCGAGGCGGUGGAGUUCCAGAACAUGGCUACUUUGAAGCCUUCCAACAAGGCCUUCGAGAAGAAGUUCAAGUUUGACUACACCAAUGAGCGAGCACUACGGCGCACCCUACAGGAGGAUGUGGUGAAGGAUGUGAUGACCAAUGCACAUGUGCAGAGUGCCCUGGAGCAUGAGUUUGAGAAGAUGAGAGAGGACCGUGAAAUCCUGCGGGCUAUCUUCCCAACAGGCGACAGCAAGGUGGUGUUGCCAUGUAACCUUGCAAGGAUGAUCUGGAAUGCACAGAAGAUCUUCCGCAUCAAUCCUCGCACCCCCACAGAUCUCCACCCUUUGAGGGUUAUUGAUGGUGUGCAGGAGCUCAGCAAGAAGCUGGUGAUUGUGAAUGGGGAUGACCCCCUGAGUCGGCAGGCUCAGGAAAAUGCCACCUUGCUCUUCAACAUCCACCUGCGCUCUACCCUGUGCUCACGGCGCAUGACUGAGGAGUUCCGCCUUAGUACUGAGGCAUUUGAGUGGCUGCUGGGGGAGAUUGAGACCAAGUUCAACCAGGCCAUUGUACACCCUGGAGAGAUGGUGGGUGCCCUGGCUGCCCAGUCUUUGGGAGAGCCUGCCACCCAGAUGACUCUGAACACCUUCCACUACGCCGGAGUGUCUGCUAAGAAUGUCACCCUCGGUGUGCCUCGACUCAAGGAGCUCAUCAACAUCUCCAAACGACCCAAGACACCGUCUCUCACUGUCUUCCUUCUGGGUCAGGCGGCACGAGAUGCAGAAAGGGCCAAGGAUAUCCUGUGCCGACUGGAGCACACCACUCUGCGCAAAGUGACGGCCAACACAGCCAUCUACUACGACCCCAACCCUCAGAACACAGUGGUGACCGAGGACCAAGAAUGGGUCAAUGUCUACUAUGAGAUGCCCGACUUUGAUGUGACUCGAAUCUCACCCUGGCUGCUGCGCAUAGAGCUGGACCGAAAGCACAUGACCGACCGCAAGCUGACAAUGGAACAGAUUGCAGAGAAAAUCAACGCAGGCUUUGGUGACGAUCUGAACUGCAUUUUCAACGAUGACAAUGCGGAGAAGCUGGUGCUUCGAAUUCGCAUCAUGAACAGCGACGAGAACAAGUUCCAAGAGGAUGAAGAGGUGGUGGACAAGAUGGAUGACGACGUAUUCCUACGAUGCAUUGAGUCAAACAUGCUCACAGACAUGACUCUGCAGGGCAUUGAGCAGAUCAGCAAGGUGUACAUGCACCUUCCGCAGACGGACAACAAGAAGAAGAUCAUCAUCACGGAAGACGGGGAGUUCAAGGCGCUGCAGGAGUGGAUCCUGGAGACAGAUGGUGUGGGUCUCAUGAGGGUUUUGAGUGAGAAGGAUGUGGACCCAGUCAGAACCACCUCCAACGAUAUUGUGGAGAUCUUCACAGUCCUGGGUAUCGAGGCUGUGCGCAAGGCCUUGGAACGGGAGCUGUACCAUGUGAUCUCCUUUGAUGGCUCCUAUGUGAACUACCGUCACCUGGCCUUGCUCUGUGACACGAUGACCUGCCGUGGUCACCUGAUGGCCAUCACCCGGCAUGGCAUCAACCGACAGGACACGGGUCCGCUCAUGAAGUGCUCCUUCGAAGAGACGGUGGACGUGCUGAUGGAGGCUGCCUCUCACGGAGAGUGUGACCCCAUGAAGGGGGUGUCGGAGAACAUCAUGCUGGGUCAGCUGGCUCCUGCUGGCACUGGUUGCUUCGACCUGCUGCUGGAUGCCGAGAAGUGCAAGUAUGGCAUGGAGAUUCCCACCAACAUUCCCGGGAUCAGCAUAGCAGGCCCAACAGGAAUGUUCUUUGGCUCUGCCCCAAGCCCCAUGAGCGGGAUGUCGCCAUCCAUGACACCGUGGAACACUGGAGCCACACCUGCCUACGGGGCAUGGUCACCUAGCGUGGGCAGCGGAAUGACCCCAGGGGCUGCAGGCUUCUCCCCCAGUGCCGCCUCCGAUGCCAGCGGCUUUUCUCCAGGGUACUCUCCAGCUUGGUCACCCACACCUGGCUCACCUGGCUCUCCAGGCCCUGCCAGCCCUUACAUUCCAUCCCCCGGUGGCGCUAUGUCUCCCAACUACUCCCCGACCUCUCCAGCAUAUGAGCCACGCUCUCCUGGGGGCUACACCCCGCAGAGUCCUGGCUAUUCUCCCACAUCACCAUCCUACUCGCCCACUUCCCCAUCAUACUCACCCACCAGUCCCAACUACAGCCCCACCUCACCCUCGUACUCACCCACAUCGCCCUCGUACUCACCCACAUCGCCCUCGUACUCGCCCACUUCCCCGUCGUAUUCCCCCACCUCACCCUCGUACUCGCCGACGUCACCCUCGUACUCGCCGACAUCUCCCUCGUACUCGCCCACAUCGCCAAGCUACAGUCCCACGUCGCCGAGUUACAGCCCCACUUCUCCUUCUUACUCGCCAACAUCUCCAUCCUACUCGCCCACUUCGCCCUCGUACUCGCCCACCUCGCCCUCCUAUUCCCCUACGUCCCCCAGCUACUCUCCGACGUCUCCAUCGUACUCGCCCACUUCUCCGAGCUACAGCCCCACAUCGCCCAACUAUACCCCGACCUCACCAAGCUACUCCCCCACCUCCCCUUCCUACUCUCCUACAUCACCCUCUUAUUCCCCGACGUCACCCAACUACACUCCCACCAGCCCCAACUACUCCCCCACGUCGCCCUCAUACUCUCCGACAUCUCCCUCCUACUCGCCAUCAAGCCCUCGCUAUACGCCCCAGUCGCCGACGUACACGCCCAGUUCGCCGUCCUACAGCCCCAGCUCACCCUCCUAUUCGCCCACAUCCCCCAAGUAUACCCCCACAUCCCCAUCCUACAGCCCCAGCUCCCCCGAGUACACGCCGACCUCCCCCAAGUACUCGCCGACCUCCCCCAAGUACUCGCCGACGUCACCCAAGUACAGCCCUACCUCUCCGACCUACUCGCCAACGACACCCAAGUACAGCCCUACAUCUCCCACCUACUCGCCCACCUCUCCGACCUACACCCCCACGAGCCCCAAGUACUCGCCCACCUCUCCAACGUACUCGCCCACCAGCCCAAAGUACUCUCCCACAUCACCCACCUACUCGCCCACUAGUCCCAAAGGCUCCACGUACAGCCCCACCUCUCCAGGCUACAGCCCCACAUCGCCCACCUACAGCCUCACAAGCCCAGCCAUCAGCCCUGACGACAGCGACGAUGACAACUGAGUGCCUCUCGGGAAAAGACCGAAGAUGUCCCUGCCCGUCAGUCCUCUUCAUUGAAGGACUCCCCCCUUGCU
Scleropages formosus (Asian bonytongue) is the source of this 6214-nucleotide messenger RNA. RefSeq names its product RNA polymerase II subunit A (gene polr2a). Gene Ontology annotation, cellular component: RNA polymerase II, core complex. Gene Ontology annotation, biological process: transcription by RNA polymerase II. The record is from RefSeq and is a predicted model, not a curated record. Gene Ontology annotation, molecular function: DNA binding. NCBI's taxonomy places the organism in Eukaryota, Metazoa, Chordata, Actinopteri, Osteoglossiformes, Osteoglossidae. The transcript is spliced from 29 exons. The coding region runs from base 237 to 6143 and encodes 1968 amino acids.